Messenger RNA from Homarus americanus (American lobster), 471 nucleotides. Its product is annotated as high mobility group nucleosome-binding domain-containing protein 5-like. Lineage: Eukaryota; Metazoa; Arthropoda; Malacostraca; Decapoda; Nephropidae. The transcript has a single exon. The record is from RefSeq and is a predicted model, not a curated record. The coding region runs from base 1 to 471 and encodes 156 amino acids.
AUGUGUGGGCGUGAAACAAAUAAGUGGGCGUGGGAACAAGAAGAUGGGCGUGGGAACAAGAGACAGGCGUGGAACAAGCACACGCGUGGGAACAAGAAGACGGGCGUGAACAAAAACACACGCGUGGAACAAGAAGACAGGCGUGGGAACAAAGGAACAGGCGUGGGAAUAAAACACACGCAUGGAACAAAGAAACAGGCGUGGGAACAAGAAGACAGGCGUGGGAACAAGAAGACGGGCCUGGGAACAAGAAGACGGGCCUGGGAACAAGAAGACGGGCCUGGGAACAAAGACGGGCGUGGGAACAAAGACGGGCGUGGGAACAAAGGACGGGCGUGGGAACAAAGAAGACGGGCCUGGGAACAAGAGGCAGACGCAGAACAAGAGACAGGCCUGGGAACAAGAGACGAGCCUGGGAACAAGAGACGGGCGUGGGAACAAGAAGAACAGGCGUGGGAGCAGGCCUGGUAA